Cuscuta epithymum is the source of this 1068-nucleotide messenger RNA. The record is from the annotation of a GenBank genome assembly. NCBI's taxonomy places the organism in Eukaryota, Viridiplantae, Streptophyta, Magnoliopsida, Solanales, Convolvulaceae.
CCCGUUAUAAAUUAUGCCCUCUCUAGAGAGUCGCUUUCCAAGCUUAAAAUAAUCCAAUUGUUUCUCUUGUAUCUCCUCAAACUUGCCCGCAAAGCAACGCAUAAACUAAUAAAUUACUUUUGAAUCUCAUCAAGUAACAGAAUCAAAAAGAGGAGACAUAAGAUGAAGCUUGUUUGGUCCCCGGAAAGGGCCUCCAAGGCUUACCUUGAUACUGUUAAAUCGUGUGAGUUGUUUCAGGAAUCGAGCGUAGCGGAGUUGGUAUCAGCGAUGGCGGCCGGAUGGGACGCACAGCUCAUCGUAGAAACGUGGUCCAAGGGAGGAGUGACGGCCACGAGCGUCGGCCUUGGGGUGGCCAGCCACUACGCCGGAGGCCGCCACGUCUGCGUCGUUCCAGAUCACGAAUCGCGGGAAGAGUACGCUGAGGCGAUGCAUAGCGCCGGGGUGCGGCCGGAGAUCAUCGUGGGCCAGCCGGAGGAAGCCAUGGAGAGGCUUGCCGGGAUAGACUUCUUGGUGGUGGAUUGCCGGCGAACCGAGUUCUCCAGAAUACUUAGGGUGGCGAAACUGGGCCACAGAGGGGCGGUGCUGAUAUGCAAGAACGCCAGUUCUAGGGUUGUUUCCGAUUUCAGGUGGCGGAGCGUUCUGGACGGGAAAACGAGAAUCGUCCGCUCUGUGCUUUUGCCGGUAGGGAAGGGUCUAGACAUCGCACACGUGGGGGCCACCGUUGGCGGUGGCAGAAAGUGGAUCAAGCAUUUUGACGAGGAAUCCGGUGAAGAAUUUCUUUUCCGAAAAUGAACCAAGAAAAAAUUAACCCAAUCUUUAGCUCUUUCUAGAUAAUGCCAAAACAACAACAACUUGAUCUGUAACUAUACCUCAUAAUUUGGAUUGUUCCUUUUUCCCUAAUCACUAAUUGUAUCAUUUUAGUUGCAAUUAUGUCCUGUAUAUAAAGACGUAAGAAAAUGAAGAUUGUGCUGCUCCCCAGAAGGGCAGCUUUGGCGUUAUCACCAACAUAUGUAAAGUUGUAAACACGAUGCUUUUUCAAUAAAUUUUAAGGAAAAAGCUGCGCAUGGA